AUGAAUCUUACUAAGCAGAAUGUCGCGAAAUCUGCAUGUCUUCCUUUCACCCUGAAAGAUUAUAAAUUCACUUCAGUUAUUGGAAAAGGAGGUUUUGCAGAAGUUUACCUUGUCGAAUCAAUAAAAUUUGGAACAAAUUUUGUUGCUAAAGUAAUGACUGUCGAUGAAUCAGAAAUACAAAAGACUUGGGAGAUAUUCGAUGCUGAGACAACUGCACUUUCAACUCUAAAUCAUCCACAUAUCAUCCGACUUUAUGAUCAUUUUCAAAUUGGAACUCAAUUUUACUACAUUCUCGAAUAUUGUCCUAAUGGAAGUCUUUACAAUGAAGUACAAGAAAAAAUGGGCCUAAGUUAUCCCCGAUUUAUAACAGUUGCUACACAAAUUGUUUCUGCCUUACUAUAUUGCCAUGAUCAUGGGAUUGCACACAGAGAUAUAAAGCCAGGAAAUAUAUUAUUAGAUGAAUACAAGCGAGCUAAACUCAGUGAUUUCGGACUCUGUCUUCAAACAAGUGCAGGACAGUUACAUAAGGCUUUCUCAGGAUCAAAUGAAUUUACAGCUACAGAGAUAUUCCUUAAAAAACCAAAUGACCCGAUGAAAGGAGAUGUAUGGGCUUUAGGUGUCACUUUUGCUAUUUUAAUUUCGGGGCAAUCACCAUGGAAGAGUGAUUCUCUCGGUGGAAUGCGGCAACUUGCUCAAAAGGGAUUCUUCCGUCUUCCAAAAUCAGUUCCACAAGACAUUCGCGAAAUAAUUAGUCAGAUGAUCGUUGUAGAUCCAGAUCAGAGAAUAACAAUGCAACAGUUGUAUCAGAAUCCUCUAUUUCAUCAGACUGAACAGAGUAUUCAACGUCCUUUUAUUAAAAAAUCUAUGUCAGGCAAUAUCAAAUGGGCACCUAUCAAAAGAACGAUUCAAGCAUGCGCUACUUAUGGAGAGUUCCCAGAAUUUAAAGAUGAAUCACCUAUAUGCGUUCAAUCACAAUUGAGAUGCGUUUCUAGCACUUUCCAACAUAAUUUACUUAACAAUUCACGUGUAAAAUCUAGACUGAGCAAAGCAGUAUCUGUUACAUUUUCUGAAUCCUUUGAGGAUGUGAAAUUCCUUUCAUAA
This is a messenger RNA of Trichomonas vaginalis G3, 1101 nucleotides long. Its product is annotated as protein serine/threonine kinase protein. The record is from RefSeq and is a predicted model, not a curated record. Gene Ontology annotation, biological process: protein phosphorylation. Bases 1 to 1101 code for a protein of 366 amino acids. NCBI's taxonomy places the organism in Eukaryota, Parabasalia, Trichomonadida, Trichomonadidae. Gene Ontology annotation, molecular function: protein kinase activity; ATP binding. The transcript has a single exon.